Cotesia glomerata is the source of this 1052-nucleotide messenger RNA. RefSeq lists its product as uncharacterized. NCBI's taxonomy places the organism in Eukaryota, Metazoa, Arthropoda, Insecta, Hymenoptera, Braconidae. The transcript has 3 exons. Bases 353 to 736 code for a protein of 127 amino acids. The record is from RefSeq and is a predicted model, not a curated record.
AAAUGAAUAAGUUAUGGCUAACCUACAUAUGUCAUUGAAUAUGGAGUGAAUCAAUUUUAUUUGUUUUGAACUGUAGGAACCUUGGAUCCAUUAGAUUAUUACGAAAAUGUGGGCGUGGUUGUGAAUAACCUAGAGAUGAAUAGAAGAAGUUUACUUCAUAGAGGAAAAAAAAUGAAAGGAAUAUUCACUUGCACGUUCCAAUGCUGGAUAUUGAGUUGAGUGAGGAGUGAGUAGAGUGUACAUAGCAUGUGCGUGUAAUGAUCUACGACGCAUUUUAAUUUUAAUGUUUAUAGUUAUGUUUAUCAGAAAUAUCAUUUUGAGGAUAUAAGAGUAGAUUAAUAUUUAUGUAAAAAUGGAUCUUUUUAUUAUAUUUAUCAUCAUGUUUGGGUUGAUAUUUUUUAUUAUAUUGGGGUUUAUAGUAAAAACAUUCUGUCAGGCUUGUGGGAAUGCUGAUCCAAGCAAUAGUUCAAAUAAUAGAUGGAAUGGAAAUAAUGAUACAGGAUUUUCCAACAAUCAAACCUCGGAUUUCGAUGCAAUAAAUCUCUUUAGUUCAACAACACCAUCAGUAUGGGAUUCAAUUAUUGUUUCUUCAGAUACUGGAGCCAAUUGUGAUGUUGCCAUUGGAGAUUCUGGAGGAGGAUAUUGCGACGCUGGCGGAGGAACUGUAGAUGCUGGUGGAUGCUGCGAUGCCGGCGGUGGAGGGUGUGAUUCCGGUGGAGGAGGAAGUUGUGAUUGAAUUUAUCACAAAAAGUAUAACAAUCGACAAUUUUGACGAUUGCAACACUCCAGCUCUAAAUAACCAAAUAAGCCAAAUGAUAAUUGCAAACAACGAUCACUGCAAUCCUGGACACUACUUAACAGGAGACUACGCCGCUUGUCAUCCAGGGAUCGACUUUGGAGGUGGCGAAGUAGGAGGUGACCUUGGAUUUGGCGGUGAUAUGGGAGGCUGCGAUUAAUUAAUAAUAAUUAUAAUAACGAUUAAUAAGUAUAAGCUAACGAUCAAUUAUUUUUUUAAUAUUAUUACAGUACAAAUUAUUAUUUAUAAACUGAUU